Messenger RNA from Naegleria gruberi, 1501 nucleotides. RefSeq names its product peptidase S28. The coding region runs from base 169 to 1473 and encodes 434 amino acids. NCBI's taxonomy places the organism in Eukaryota, Heterolobosea, Eutetramitea, Acrasida, Naegleriidae. Gene Ontology annotation, molecular function: dipeptidyl-peptidase activity; serine-type exopeptidase activity. The record is from RefSeq and is a predicted model, not a curated record. Gene Ontology annotation, biological process: proteolysis. The transcript is spliced from 2 exons.
CAACAAACAAAAAUCUUGAGCAUUGCAGCCUUUUUGCUCGUCGUUCUUGCUGCUCUCUCUGUCGAUGCCGGCAUUUUGACUAGAACCAAAUACAAGGGUUCUUUGAAUCAUAAAUUAUUACAACGUGAUGCUAACCUUUUCAAGCGAACAUUUGAUGUCGAUCAAUGGAUGACACAAAGAUUGGACCAUUUUGACCCACAAAAUACCGAGACUUUCCAACAACGAUUCUGGGUUAAUGAUACCAUGUGGCAAGGAAAGAAUGUUUUUAUUAUUAUUGGUGGUGAGGGACCAGCCAGUUCAAAGUAUUUGACUGGACAUUUUGUUAUUAAUGAAUAUGGAAAGAAGCACGGAGCUUUGCUUGCUGCUUUGGAACAUCGUUUCUAUGGUGAAUCUGUUCCACGUAAAUCACUUGCUACUGACAAUUUGAGAUAUCUCACUUCCGAACAAGCAUUGCAAGAUUUGGUUGAAUUCCGUAGUUUGUUGGUCAAGAAAUAUAGAAUGGAUGAAGCUAAUGUCAAAUUUGUCUGCUUUGGAGGUAGUUAUUCUGGUAAUUUGUCUGCCUGGUUGAAGGCCAAGUAUCCACAUUUGUUCGUUGGUGCUAUUGCUUCAAGUGGUCCAGUCGAAGCUAAACUUGAAUUCAAUGAAUAUAUGAUGACUGUCGCUAAUAGUAUUGGUCCAAAAUGUACUGAUAGAGUUAGAAAGGCCAAUGAUUUGAUUGAACAAUUGAUUGCUACUCCUGCUGGUAGACAACGUGUUGCUUCCAUGUUCAAUGUCUGUAAUCCAGAAAGCAUGACCAACAAUGAUGAUAUUGCAUUGCUCUUCUCUAGUCUCUCUGAUGGUGUCUGUGAAGUCGUUCAAUACAAUUUGGAUAAUAAUGGAGCUCAAGGAUUCAAUGUUACAUCAAUGUGUGCCAUUAUUGAAUCAAGUGAUGAUGCUUUGGAAGGUUUUGCCAAUUGGGUCAAGACUUGGAAUUCCUACAGUCAAUCAUCAUGUACUCAAAACUUGUACAGUGAUUUCAUCAAGCAAAUGCAAGAUGUUAGACCAUGGCCUGCAAAUGAAAAUGCUGCUGGUCGUUCUUGGACAUAUCAAACUUGUGUUGAAUUUGGUUAUUAUCAAAAUGCUGUUGGUCCAAAGCAACCAUUCUCCCCAAGAAUUACUUUGGAAUGGUUCGUUCAACAAUGUUCUCAAAUCUUUGGUAUUAAUGGAAUGAAGCCAGAUAUUGACUUUACUAACAAUAUGUAUGGUUCUAAGAAUAUUCAAACUACCAACACUGUUUUCAGUACUGGUUCUGUUGAUCCAUGGUCUGUUCUUGCUGUUGCUCAACCAACUAGAAAUAUUGCUCAAAAUUAUGUUUAUCACAUGCAAGGUACUGCUCACUGUGCUGAUUUGUAUUCUAGCUCACCAAAGGAUUUACCAACUCUUACUAAUACCAGAGUUCAAACUCAAAAGUUGUUGGAUCAAUGGUUGGCAUAAAUAAAUUAUUAUUGAUAUCCAAUUUCAA